Messenger RNA from Penicillium daleae, 453 nucleotides. RefSeq lists its product as uncharacterized. Gene Ontology annotation, biological process: L-glutamine metabolic process; oxaloacetate metabolic process. The coding region runs from base 1 to 453 and encodes 150 amino acids. Gene Ontology annotation, cellular component: mitochondrion. The transcript has a single exon. The record is from RefSeq and is a predicted model, not a curated record. Gene Ontology annotation, molecular function: omega-amidase activity. Lineage: Eukaryota; Fungi; Ascomycota; Eurotiomycetes; Eurotiales; Aspergillaceae.
AUGGCAUGCGAUAUUUCCCCGGAUAUCCCGAAACCCUCCAUCCCUCCCCUCCAGCGAAGGACCAAUCGCCCUCCUUUCAUACCCGUAGCCGCGAUCUCUGCCGAGGCAAAUAUAUACCUGAUCGGGGGAAGUAUCCCAGAGCUAGAGCCGACUACUAAGGAAUAUUACAAUAUCUCGCUGGUGUUCCCACCCGACGGGGUCUUGAUUGGCACCCAUCUCAAAACACCCCUCUUCAGCAUUGAUAUCCCAGGAAAACUCAAGUUCAAGGAAAGCAACGUGCUCUCAUCAGAUAAUGAAUUGACCGUGAUUGAUCGCCCAGAGUACAGGAAGAUUGGCUUGGCCAUUUGUUAUGACAUUCAUUUCCCGGAAUCAGCCAAGAUCUCGGCCCGCAAAUUCGCGUUCCUCUUGGUCUACCGGGGUGCUUUCAACAUAACCACCGGACCACGUCAUUGA